Messenger RNA from Dothidotthia symphoricarpi CBS 119687, 1512 nucleotides. Its product is annotated as alpha/beta-hydrolase. NCBI's taxonomy places the organism in Eukaryota, Fungi, Ascomycota, Dothideomycetes, Pleosporales, Dothidotthiaceae. Gene Ontology annotation, biological process: lipid catabolic process. The transcript is spliced from 4 exons. The record is from RefSeq and is a predicted model, not a curated record. The coding region runs from base 474 to 1433 and encodes 319 amino acids.
UCACAACCAAAUCCGCCCUAUUACCAUCGCUAUCAGAGCUUUGCCGGACUCGUUUCCUCGGUUCCAGACGUAGUGGGGCGCCGCGAGACGCCGGGCACCCGCAAGAUAACUUUCGCGCACAGCCAAUCAUGUCAUGAAACUCCAAAAUUGCUGUGACUGGGCAAGCCCCGAAAAGUCAACACUCCCCAAUCGUUCUGGUUAUUUGCGCUGUCACGGCGAGGUACAGAGCGUGGCAGCAUGGCUUGGCUUCUUAUUGCGACGCGCUUGUCCUAUAUAGAGAUCUUAAUUUACCUUUGUUUUGUGUGAGUGUAUGCAGUCCGCGGGAACCAUCCAUCGGAAGAAACGAUGGGAACUCUGAGCAGAGUAUAUGAGGUUUGGCUAAGCUCACUUUAUUCACCAACGUCGCUGGUGCGCUUUUGUUGGUUCUAUCUGUCACUCAUUUUCUUUCGAUUAUUCAUUCAUUCAUUCACACUAUGAUUUAUUUUUCGACACUCUUUCUUAUCGUUUCACUUAGUGCUACUUUGAGUUAUGCGGCUCCUCUGGCUGGCCAGAAGAGGGGUAUUGAUGCGAGUCUUCUCAACACGUUUAAUUUGAUGGAACAGUAUGCUUCCGCAGCAUACUGCGCAAGCAAUUUCGAUUCGCCAGGCGACCAGAUAGAAUGCGGUUCAGAAAACUGUCCGUAUGUACAGAUUGCAGAUUCUACAACAGUAAUCGAGUACAAUAGACAGGAAACCUCUACCGACGUCACAGGAUUUGUCGCAGUGGACCACACAAACAAAAUGAUCGUCGUCUCUUUCCGCGGCAGCUCAGACGUCGACAACUGGAUCACCAACUUCGACUUUGAUGAUACGGACACCGAUCUCUGCUCUGGGUGUACGGCGCAUCACGGUUUCUGGAACAGUUGGCUCGACGCGCGGGACCGCGUCCUAGCAGCUGUUAAAGAUUCACGCACCACUUACACCGACUACGCAGUGGUGGUUACCGGACACUCAAGCGGCGGCGCUGUUGCUGCGCUAGCUGCUGCUCAACUACGUAACACAGGCUACACCGUCGCUCUGUAUACGUUUGGAUCGCCAAGGGUAGCGAGUAACACGCUGAGCGAUUAUAUAACAAAUCAGCCAGGUGGCAAUUACAGAGUCACACACUGGAAUGACCCAGUGCCCAAGCUACCGUUGAUCAUCCAGGGCUAUGUUCACAUUAGUCCCGAAUACUACAUUAAUAAAGGGAAUAAGAAGGAUGUGAACGAAGGCGAUAUCAAAAUCUACGAAGGAUCAGUGAACCUGAAGGGGAACUCAGCUUGGCUCUUGGUAGAUGUGGAAGCCCACAGAUGGUACUUCAAGAGCGUAUAUGAGUGCGCUGCUAGCAAGACCAAGCGAGGCAUCCUAGAGAUAGGCGAGGGUGGAGGAAGUGUGGAGGUGUUUGCCAUGUUUUGAAUUAUGUAAUUAACUAUACCCAGGACGUAACGUGUCCGAAGCUCGCAUCGACGACUAUAACAGUAUCUAAUAUCAGUCA